UCCUAUUAACUUUUCCAUUUCCGGUGACUUCCAAAACAAGAAUCAAUCAAAGAUGCUGGCUAGCUGCCGCAAAGCGCUGACAGCUGUCACACAACAUGCGAGACGGCUACAUGUUGCAGCCCCAGUCUGUAGUGACAAGCUGUUUGUUCACAGACACACAUCUGACAACAAUCCUGACACACCUUUUGAGUUCACACCUGAUAGUUUGAAGCGAGCAGCGAUGAUCGUGAAGAACUACCCUGAAGGUCACGAACAGGCAGCUGUGAUGCCCUUAUUGGACCUGGCACAGAGACAACAUGGUUGGUUGCCAAUUUCUGCGAUGCAUGCAGUAGCAAAUCUUCUAAAGAUGCCCAAGAUGAGAGUGUAUGAGGUCGCCACUUUCUAUACCAUGUUCAACAGAGAACCAGUAGGGAAAUAUUUCAUCCAGAUCUGCACAACAACCCCCUGUAUUGUGAACGGCGUGGGUUGUGAUGUCAUUCUCGACUGUAUUAGGAAAGAACUUGGGAUAGAUCUUGGGGAGACGACGAAGGAUGGAAAGUUCAGCCUGCUUGAGGUGGAGUGUUUAGGAGCAUGUGUUAACGCUCCCAUGGUGCAGGUCAAUGACAACUAUUAUGAAGACCUGACUGCCGAAGACAUGAAGAGGAUCCUUGAUGAUCUCAAACAGGACAAAAUACCCAAGCCUGGGCCUCAGAGUGGACAAGGUCACAGAUUCUCAUGUGAGCCGAAGGGAGGGCUGACUUGUCUUGACAGUGAACCCAGGGGACCGGGAUUCGGUGUGCGCUCAGACUUGUGAAGACUGUGUUGAAAUUAGGACAUUUAUGAUAAUUUGCAGACUAUUCAGAGUUUUAAAUACUUGUGGUACACAAUUGAUUGUAGUAAGGAAGUGGGAUAACUCUUCUGUUAUAAUUUUAGUGGAAAGUAUUUUGCAAGUGCUUUGCUGGUAUUUUGUAUGGAUGAUUGUUUGAUAAAAUGAUGUUUUUGAAUAGUUAAAACAUGAUCACAACCUAGUAACUAUCUUUGCUGAUAAUUUAUUAAAUUAUUAUGGCAUUUCUCUUGCUGUUGUUACAUACAUUGCAUUAUAUUAACUGACUUGUUAAUAAACUUGUGACAAUUUUUCA
This is a messenger RNA of Mya arenaria, 1118 nucleotides long. Its product is annotated as NADH dehydrogenase [ubiquinone] flavoprotein 2, mitochondrial-like. The record is from RefSeq and is a predicted model, not a curated record. Lineage: Eukaryota; Metazoa; Mollusca; Bivalvia; Myida; Myidae. Gene Ontology annotation, molecular function: NADH dehydrogenase activity. Gene Ontology annotation, biological process: mitochondrial electron transport, NADH to ubiquinone. Bases 53 to 793 code for a protein of 246 amino acids. The transcript has 9 exons.